Molecule: messenger RNA, 786 nt
Organism: Ostrinia nubilalis (European corn borer)
Lineage: Eukaryota; Metazoa; Arthropoda; Insecta; Lepidoptera; Crambidae
Product: tol-Pal system protein TolA-like
Exons: 2
Coding region: 1-786 (261 amino acids)
Source: RefSeq, a predicted model, not a curated record
AUGUCUCUGCUUCGCACCCCCCGCGGCGCCGGAGUCAAAACACGCCGACAGUUGAUGGUCGAAAACGAGGCACAUAAAGUUGACACCGACGUGAAAGUAGCGAGUGAAAUGCUGAAAAGUGAGUGCAGCCGGUCCACGCGCACGUCCUCUGCAGCACGGCGACUCACAAUUGAAGCUGCACGAAAGAGGGCAGAAGUCGAAUUGGAAGCGAUCGAAGCAGCAGAAGCCGCCAGGAAAGCGGCCGCAAAAGCCGCGGAAGCAUCCGCGAACGCCACCGCUGAAGCCGCCGCGGAGGCCGCCGCGAAAAAAGCCGCGAUUCGUAAGUCGCUCAUUGAUAUGGAGCUGAACGCCGACCUUGCCGAGCUCGGCUCGGAGAGAUCUGUGAUGUCAUCGUCGGAGAAAGUUGAGGCCUCGCUUGACACAACACACGUUGAAGCAACACGUCGGGAGGAGAAUGCCACCUGCACCGCGCCCCAGCAGCGUACUGAUAUCCAAGAGCUGGCGGCGGCACUCACAGGUGCGAUCUCCAACGCUGCCGCAACAAACCUCAACGACCAGCUGUUGUCAAGAUUGGCCACCUCUAAAGAUCUACCCAUCUACUACGGUGACCCCCUCGACUGGCUACAGUUCCGCAACGCUUAUUACGAGUCCACUGCGCCCCCGAGUGUGACGUCGACGGUUGCGGACUCGGCCACCAUCGCCUUCUACAUUGGUCGAAGCCGCGACCCCAGCAGCAGACGACAGCAGAACGCGACCAACAGCGACUCAGUGAAAGUGAAACAGUGA